Messenger RNA from Ilex paraguariensis (yerba mate), 1364 nucleotides. The record is from the annotation of a GenBank genome assembly. NCBI's taxonomy places the organism in Eukaryota, Viridiplantae, Streptophyta, Magnoliopsida, Aquifoliales, Aquifoliaceae.
AUGCAGAAAAACAAAGAUAGUGCUGACGACGUCCUGCCAGUUGCAGUUACAGAGACCAGGCAUUGUGUAUAUUUCAAAAGAAAUAAAAGGAGAUCUCAAGUUGUUGAUGAUGAUUUGGAUUACAGUAUGUAUGCAUGCGUGGCUGAAUUUGUAACACUUGAAGCCGGCAAGAGGAUGAUGGGAAGAUCACCAUGCUGCGACGAGGAUAAUCUGAAAAAGGGACCAUGGACUCCUGAAGAAGAUCAAAAGCUUAUGGAUUACAUCCAUAGACAUGGUCAUGGAAGUUGGAGGGCACUUCCAAAGCUUGCAGGACUUAACAGGUGUGGCAAGAGUUGCCGCUUAAGGUGGACUAAUUAUCUGAGGCCCGAUAUCAAGAGAGGAAAGUUCACCGAAGAAGAAGAACGACUUAUCAUCAACCUCCAUGAAAGAAGUAAUGAUCGUGAAAAAAAGUUUUCAAUUGAACAUUUCAUCGAUCUUUCCGGCAGGUGGUCUGCAAUAGCAACCCGUCUUCCAGGACGGACUGAUAACGAAAUCAAGAACUUUUGGAACACCCACAUCAGAAAAAAACUUCUUCAAAUGGGAAUUGACCCCGUCACCCACAGGCCAAGAACCGAUCUUGAUGUCCUUGCAAAUUUACCUCACCUGCUUGCGAGUGCUAACUGGGGCAACCCAGUGAAUCCUUGGGACAAUGCUCUCACGUUGCAGUCAGAUGCCACACAAUUAGCCAAAAUCCAAUUAUUGCAUAAUAUCCUCCAAGUCUUGAGCAGCGGUCUGCCUCCAACCAUGGAGGCUCCUAACUUCUUAGGUUCGGCACGACUUCCUGACCAUGCCUUUUAUAACCUGAAUCCUGAUCAGUUUGAAGGUGUACUAGGUAACAACCCCAUUGCUUUGGCUCCCAACCCUGCCCAUAUCACUCCCAAUUUUUCAAGCGUGGUAGUCCCUCAGCAUACUAAUUUUGAUGAGUAUCAUCCUAUGGCAAACUCCAAAAUUUUUACUGGAAAUAACAACGAUAUUGAUAACAAUAACUACCAAGAAAUCAGUGGUAACAAUCGAUUCAGUACUUCGUAUGCAAUUCCAAGUGAAAACUCGGUUCCUGCAUUGGUCUCAGCCUCACCUGAGCGACCUAGUAACAGUUUGAGGGAAUACGAAAUCAUGCCAACUGAAAUCAACAGUAGUUCAUCUACUUCAACCACCGUGGAAGCCUGGAGAGAUAUUUUGGAUGGCGAAGCAUGCGAGUCAUACUGGAGAGAGAUUAUAGACCAGGCAUCUUCUUCUCCAUGGCCUGUCUCGCCAUAAAAACAGCUUUCAGUACUCAUGUCAAGAGAUUACUUGCGCGAAAGAAUGAUUUUUCAUUUGUGAUCGAG